Leptopilina boulardi is the source of this 2228-nucleotide messenger RNA. RefSeq lists its product as uncharacterized. The record is from RefSeq and is a predicted model, not a curated record. The transcript is spliced from 6 exons. The coding region runs from base 313 to 1983 and encodes 556 amino acids. NCBI's taxonomy places the organism in Eukaryota, Metazoa, Arthropoda, Insecta, Hymenoptera, Figitidae.
CUUUGUGUUGUGUGCUUUAAGAAAGUCGCCAUUUUUAUUACCACAUUGAGUUAUUCACAGUGACUUUUAUUACGUGCAUACUGUGAAAUAUAAAGCUAAAUUUAAAAUCUGGCUAUUUUAAUGGCAUUUAAAUGUGUAAUCAGAGGCGUUCAUGAAGGCAGAUCGUUGACUGCUGAUCCGGCUUACUGACCAGUAAGUUGUUAACCUCCUCGUGGUAUUGUUUGAUUUUAUGUUAAACGAAGUACUGUGCUGGUCGCGGAACUUAUUCUAGGGUUGAAAUUUGUGCUAUAUAUUAUUUAAAUUAAAAAAAAAAUGAAUAACCCCGCGAGCACAAGUUCUGGUGUAAGAGAAGAUCUUCCGCCAUAUAAACAAAAUGUUUAUUACAAAAUUAGAAGCAUAUUUCCAAAUAUAGAUGCACAAUAUAUAAAAAAUAUGAUUUUGAAUCCUAACACAUAUGGAAUAGAGGAUUCUGAAAACAGUGAACAAUUGAUUGUCAAUAUAACUGAAAAUUUAUUAGCAAAUGGAGCCGAUCAUGUGGAUUUAGAGAAUGUUGGAGUCAAUUUAGAACCAUGGAGAUUUGAAACUGCUGCUGCUUAUGAUGUUCAAGCAGAAAGAUUAAUUGGCAUUUUCCCAGAUGCCGAUCCUGAGUAUUUAAAAAAUUAUGCCAAAACAAAUUUUAAUAAUCCAGAAAAAAUACAUACAUUUAUUGAAGACAAUUUAAUAGAAAAAAAAUACCCAACUCGUGAUGAUUAUGUAAAACGAAAAAUAUUCGAAAAUGAAUUUAACAAAUAUUUUACCAAGUUUUCUGCAAAAGAAUUUCUUAAAGAAAUUCCAAACCCUGUUCAAUAUUUUGAAAAUAUUAACAGGAAUUCUCAAGAUAAUGUUCUCAUACUCGCACUUUUGCUCGAACUUUUUAAUAAUUUGGAUCAAAGUUUGAUCCACAAAGAAUUUACUUCUUGUAAGUAUAAUCCAAGUUUAACAGCGAAAAUUUUGGAAGAUAAACACAAUGGAAUUUUAAAACCAAUUUCAAGAGAUUCGUUAAAAAACUUACAAAAUCAAGUGCAAGAGUUUUCUUUUAUUUGUAAUAGAAGACUUAUUGAUAAUGAGAUGAAUUUAAAUGAUUCACAAGAAGACUUAUUACAGUGUGAAGUAUGCUUUAAUUUUGAUUCACCAUCAAAAAGUUCGACAUGUGACAAUGGUCACAUUUUUUGCAAUCAAUGCAUUUCUUUUGGCACAGAAUGUAAAAUUGCAGAUGGUAUUUAUCAUAUUGCCUGUUUCGCUAACUGUAAAAGUUCUUUUAGUCAAAAGACCUUGGAAAAUGUUUUAAAUUCCAAAAUUUAUAAUAUUUUGAUGAAGAAAUGGGAAGAGGAAGCAAUUGCUGCAGCGGCAAUCAAUUUAGAAAGCUGUCCAUUUUGUAAUUUAAUGGUUGAAGUGCCAGAAGAGAGCAAAAUAUUUUUCUGUAUGAACGAAGAUUGUAAAAAACAAUCAUGCAGGCGCUGUAAGAAACUUAAUCAUCUUCCUUACGAGUGCGAAGAUGUUUUAGAGUUACAAAAGGCUCGAUUAUACCUAGAGGAGAAGAUGACUAGGGCCCUAAUUAGAAGUUGCUUGAAUUGUGGAAAAGAAUUUUUAAAAUCAGAUGGAUGUAACAGAAUGAGUUGCCCAUGUGGCUCUUCGCAAUGUUAUCUCUGUGAUAAACCUGUGUCUAAUACGGAUUAUAAACAUUUUAACGGCCAAGGAGCAAGCAGGCAUGACUUGUGCCCUUUGUACUCGGAUGAUAAAUAUCAAGAAGCGCAAGUAGUUCUUGAAGUGGCAAAAAUUACUAAAGAGGAGAUUUUAAAAAAAAAUCCAGAUUUCGAUGAAGAUGUGGUUACGAAAUUAUUGCCAAUAUUACCUGAAAGAGCAGAAGGUCCGCAUGAACAAAUUCCAAAUUCAAAUCAACUUCCCGAGCACGCUUUAAAAGUCGCCAAAGCGAUUGCCCCUUGAAAUUUUUUAUUUUUCAAAAAGUACAUUUUUUUUAAUUGUUUACGAUUUUCAAGAAAAAAAUGAAUUUUUCUUUUUUGUUUAUAUCAGUGAUAUUAAGAUUACUUAUUUUCGUUUUAUAAUUAACUUAGACUUAAGCACAAAAAAAUUAAAUUAAUAUUAAAAGUUUAGAAUAAUUGUUCUAUCUUUUUUAAGAAUCAAAGUAAUAUUAAUAGUUGUUUUUUUACAAAUAAAUUUAUUAAUAAGUU